This is a messenger RNA of Spinacia oleracea (spinach), 1624 nucleotides long. RefSeq lists its product as uncharacterized. Gene Ontology annotation, molecular function: zinc ion binding; ubiquitin-protein transferase activity. The record is from RefSeq and is a predicted model, not a curated record. Bases 688 to 1335 code for a protein of 215 amino acids. Gene Ontology annotation, biological process: protein ubiquitination. Gene Ontology annotation, cellular component: membrane. NCBI's taxonomy places the organism in Eukaryota, Viridiplantae, Streptophyta, Magnoliopsida, Caryophyllales, Amaranthaceae. The transcript is spliced from 7 exons.
GGGAAAUUCUCCAAAAAUUGAUGGUGAAAGAAAAAGAGUGGAGGAGUGAAGCAAACCGUCCACAUUUCACAAGGCACAUACGCAAUGAGAAUUCCCAUCACAAAUCUGUUAUUACAAACAUCCCCCAAUUUCCGUUGUUUUAAAUCCAACUUUAUAAAGAAAACAAUUCCAAUUCACAAAUAUAGAAAGAUUCGUUACUCAAAUACUAACAAUUGCACUUGUUUUCUGGGUUUUGCAUUUUAUAGCAUAACCAGAAGAACAAGACGAAGAAGAUGGGAAUAGUAAUUUCUUGGCAAAGACAAAAAAACUAAUUAAGGAAAGAUGGAGUACAAAUAACAAAUUUCUAAACAAUACCUUGCUUUGGUUUUGUUUAACAGAAUUCAAAGAUAACUAAUUCAAGAAAUCAUCGCUUGUAAGUCUUACUUUCUCUCUCCUCCCCUUUAAUAUACUCGUCCAUGGCUGUAACCGUUCUCCUUUCUUCAUCGUUCAAACAUAAAGGGUGGAUUUGCAUUGAAUUUGUGAGUUGUUGAUGGAAAAGAUAUCCUAGAAUUGACGUUUUGGGUGUAAGAAUUAGUUUCCUGGAGAAAUAAUUGAGGUUGAUUGUGAUAAAAUAGUGAAGGUGCUUUUUGAGGGCGAAAUGUGUUUGGCAAAAAGGUAGGGAUUGAGACAGAGCUUUCAUUUGAUAGGAUGGAUGUGAAUGGUGGGUCGUUCCCUAGAAAACUAGCACAGUGUAGGAUUUGCCAUGAUGAAGAUGAAUCUUCGAACAUGGAAUCGCCAUGUUCUUGUUGCGGUAGCUUGAAGUAUGCUCACCAUAGAUGUGUACAGAUGUGGUGCAACCAAAAGGGUGACACUGUCUGUGAGAUCUGCCUGCAGCCAUUCAAGGCUGGUUAUACCGUGCCACCCCCUAGAUUGCCCUUUGCUGUCAUUCCAGUGCGUUUGAGGGAACCUUGGGAGUUCUCAACGAGUAAUCAAUAUGCUCAUCCAUCAAUAGUUGCUGCUGAAAAUUUCUUCGAUCAUAGAGUUGAUGACUUUACAGCUCCGACUGCAAGCAUAAUCUGUUGUCGGAUCAUUACAAUCAUAUUUAUGGUUCUGGUUGUUCUACGCCAUACUCUUCCUAUUGUAUAUAACGGGGCUGGAGAAUACUCUUUUACCUUAUACACGUUAUUGAUGCUGAGGACCAUUGCGAUUCUUCUGCCAAUGUUUGUCAUGCUUAAAGCAUGCAGCGUUGUUCGGCAUCAUCGGAGACACCGACACGCACUUUAUCAUGCUACAUCAGAUGAAGAAAAUGAGCUAGCGCAGACGCAGAUAUCAGCUCAUAUUAUCCGUAUUCAGUAAUUACCAUGAUCAUCUAAAGUGAAGACAUUCACUGUGGCAAUUUAAGAUUCAUCAGAAUUGCCAACUCAACUGAAUGUUCUUUUGUCAAACAACGGAAUGUAUAUAUUCUUGACAAAAGCGCUAUUGUGGAAGUCAGAGGAAACAAGGAUUAAAUUGGCCAACAUAUGACUUUAUCCGAGGAUUCUCCAGAUGUAAAUAGUAAUAGUAGUACUCAGAAUCUGUAUAUAAACUUAGCUAACAGUAGUAUUGAUUGAUUCAAAUGGCUAUAAAAUAUCAACUAUUAUGUGUA